GAUCUGAUGAUUACGAUAAGCUAUCGGCGAAAGUAACGCGUAUACACAUCAGCUCCGAGUCUGAAUUCCGCCUCGGAGUUCACGAUCAGGCCACACCAGAGCGAAUGGAAGGAACGGCUGAGGCUUCUGUUAUAGAAGGCAUAGCAUCUAACGGUCUUAUAAAUCUCAUUUUGCAAUGGCAUACGUUCCAAUCAUCGAUUUCUCGCCUUUCUUGGACCCUUCAUCAACUGAUGAAAAUAAGAAGAAGACCGCUUUAGAGAUCGAUAAAGCAUGUCGAGAAAUUGGAUUCUUCUAUCUAUCCAAUCAUGGUGUGGAUGAAGAGCUCAGGGCAGCAAUGUUGAGCAGGGCAAAAUCAUUCUUCGAGAACGCUACAGAAGAGGAGAAGAAGUCGAUUUCUAUCAAACCAGCUGGGACAGAGAACGGAGACGAUGCACGUGGAUUUCAGAAAGUUGAUGGGAGAGGAAAGGGUGCUCAUGAGGUUGUUGAUUUCUUCAGACCGGUGGAAACAAGUACUCCACCUUAUGAGACGGGACUUGGACAGAAUUUGUGGCCAUCUACUCCUAAUGAUUUCCGGGAGGUGUCGGAGAAGUAUAUUGAUGCGUUAUUUGCUCUUGCUACGAAAGUGGUGCAGGCUCUUGCUUUGGGCUUAAGUGUUGAUGAAAGUAUCUUCAUGAGUAGGAUUGGAAAGGCCUUCUGGAAUUUGAGAGUCCUUGGGUACUAUCCAAAGCCAGAAGGUAGCGUCGUUGGUAUUGGAGAUCAUACGGAUUUCGGCAUCUUGACAUUUCUUCUGACUGAUCCUCAGAAAGACUCUUUGCUGGUUCUGUCAAAAGACGGAAACUGGGAGCCAGCAGAUCCAAUACCAAACUGCUUCCUCUGCAACAUCGGCGACAUGCUCUCCAAAUGGACAGACGGAAUCUACAAAUCAACACGACACCGAGUUCUCCACAACUCCGACACGAUGCGGAUUUCAGUCCCGUUCUUCUUCGAUCCAGACUGGGACGCAGUCAUAUCUCCGGUGUUACCGCUUGACGUUGAACACCGUGAAGACGAGGGGAUCCUUUAUCGUGAGAAGUUUGUGAAGGCUAUCAAGUACUCGGUCGUAACGUAAGGAGCUGCAGAUACAAUUAGCUAAGAAUCAGUUCAGAACAAUCGGUAUGCU
Molecule: messenger RNA, 1159 nt
Organism: Mollisia scopiformis
Lineage: Eukaryota; Fungi; Ascomycota; Leotiomycetes; Helotiales; Mollisiaceae
Product: Clavaminate synthase-like protein
Exons: 6
Coding region: 176-1108 (310 amino acids)
Molecular function (GO): dioxygenase activity
Source: RefSeq, a predicted model, not a curated record